GGUCAGCUGACAAGGGCAGACAUGUGACUACUGGACCCAGUUGCUGUAUUUACAUGACAGUCGUUUUAAUCGCUGUUAUUGAGGCGUUUAACUGAUUGUUUUAUCAUUGCGGGUUUAAUAAGUGGUGUGUUUUAACGUGUGGACAUGUUGGAGGCUGCUCAGCGGCUGGAGAGGAGCUCCAUAGAGGUGUCUGUGAUCCCAGAGAACCAGCACUGUGGAGAGGUAACGGACAUCCAGAAGGCUCAGCUGGCUCCUGGAGGCUCUCUGCUCGGAUGUCUGGAGGUCCUGGGACGGCUGGUGGUCUGGGAUCCGGCGGACAGAGAGGCUCCUCCGGCUGCAGUGGACGGUUCCUACGCAGAUUUUUCCUGGGAGGAGGUGGCCGUCCACGGUCGUGGCGUCGGCAGCUUCAGACUGCUGGCUGUUGGAUCUCAGUGGGACCUGAAGCUGCUGGAGGUGGAAGCAGAGCGAUCGGCCUCAAUUUCUGUGCUCUGUGUCUCUGAAUGUCCUGCGGGCCGCCUGCUGCAGACUGUCAGCGAGCAGGACGAUGGUGUGCGUGAGCUGCAGUCGGUGCGCGUGUUGUCGUUUGCUGCUGGCCGCGGCUGCUUGCUGCUGAACUGUGAUUGGCUGCUGCAGCUGCAGUGGCAGCAGACGGAGGAGGAGCCGCAGACGUUGUCCUGCUGCAGCGUCCGGCUGACUGACGGCAACAGACAAACUGCUGUCCACCACUGUGUCUGCAGAGACACCCUGUUCAUCCUCAGCUCCUCUGGACAGAUAUCCGUGUAUAACAUCACUGAUGGCAGUCUGCUGGCCAGCGUUGACCUCCCGGCCUACCUGACUCCUGUCCAGGCAGAGGACGACCUCGUCUCCUCUUCCUCCCCCGUCUCCUCCUCCUUUUCCUCCUUCUGCCUCCUCCAGGUGUCCGCCGACCUCAGUACAGCCGUAGCCGUCACUCAGUGUCACACCGCCGUCGCCGUCGACCUCAACCACUACUUCAGUUUGCAUCCCGACCACCUGCUGUGUGCCGCUCCCCCCUCUCGCCCCCCCGACCGGCCCCAGCACCCAAGAGACCAGGACAGCAUGACGAGCUCCAACUGCAGCCUCGCCGCCCUCGGAUCGACCUUCAGCACUGACCGCUCCUGGGAAGCUCGUCUGGCCUCCAUGUACAGCAGAGCCCAGAAGGCUGCACCUCCCUCCUCCUCCUCCUCCUCCUCCUCCUCCUCCUCCUCCUCAUCCCAGCCUGCUGGGACCUCCUGGUCUUCCUCCCUCCACCAUCUGGAGUCCCGCCAGGUCUCGUCCUCAGCCCACAGCAGAGUGCCUCGCGGCGGGGCGACCGUUGCUUUCUCUGUCCCCGAGUCGUCCACUCCGUCUCUGCUCUCUGUGUCCGAGUUCUCCGCCCAGCUGACCUUCGUCUCCCCUGGCAACAGACAGACCACAGUGGCCUUAUGGGAUUUAGAGUCUGGGAGCGUGAGCCACCACCAGGUGGAGGGCGAGGCGGCUCCGGUCCAGCGCUGUGGAGAGAGACAGCACAGACUGCUGCUGAAGAAGGCUGGUGUGUCCCAGGUCUUGUUCUCAGUGUCCCAGCAGGACUUGCUCAGCAGGUUGAUGUUGUUUGGCAGUGCAGCGACAGUAGACGCAGUUUGUCACCUGAACAGCUGGGGGCGCUGCUCCAUCCCCAUCCACGCCCUGCAGGCUGGACUGAAGAACCGUCAGCUGGACACGGUGGAUUUCUACCUGAAGAGUAAAGAAAACAUCCUGAGCCCUGCUGCCGAUCAGCCAGCGGCCUCCACACAGAGCCUGACACACAGUUUCCAGGAGUUGUGUCAUGCGUUGGACCUGCUGUGUUCGGCUGUCAGAGAUUCAAACAGUGAAGCUCAGAGCAGACAGUUCUCUGAACAGCUGCUCAGCAUCACACUGAGCUUCGUCAACACACAGAUCCGCUCAGUCCUGUCCAACGCAUGCUACAAGGAUGCUGGCGUGCGGAGCUGCGUGGACGUUCUGGACCGGUACGUCACCGAACUGAGGAGCUACAUGAAGAGAUUCCCCUGGUCUGCAGGGGGCGACACGUCCAGCACCCAUUCUGCUGAUUCUGCUCAGGAGGAGGCUCAGAGAGACGAGUGGGAGCAACUGCACACAGAGGAAGUCGUCCGCCAGUCCAUCCUGACCAAUCAGAUCCCCAGAGCUCAGGCCGUCCUGAGGAGGCGGAGCCGGCCGGAGCAGCGUCUGUCGGCUCUGAGGAUGGAGGGUCUGCGUCAGGUGUUCUCCUGCCUGCAGGACCGAGACCUGCAGACCGCCAACGCACUUCUCAUCAACAUGGGUUUCAGUGUGAAGAAGCAGCUCCACAGUAUCUGCCUCUACACCGACGACAAGGACCUCAGAGAGUUUGUGGUGGAGGAGCUGUCAGGGCGGAGUUAUUUUCCAGAGGAGGAGAUGCAGAGUGUGGCGUUCAUUAGAGAGAUGGAGAGGUUGGGAUCACUGCCUGCAUCCCGCUGCCCUGCAAACACCACAUCACAAAGGGUGGUUCAGAUGGUCCGCAGGGAGGCGGGUGCUGGUGAGGAGGUUCUGGAGGAGCUGGCGAGUCACAGGAGGUCUGAGGAGGACGGGGGACUCUGGAGGAACCUCCGACUGGACUGGGUGAGGAACUGGGACCAGAGCUGCCAGAUCGCCGUCCUCCUGUCCAGACUGCAACACACAGAGUUGACUUCCUGUGGCUCUGCGGUGUUGUGGCGUUACCUGACCGCUCUCCACGACCAGCGCCGGGUGGUCGACUGGAUCCAGAACGAGGAGACCUCCAGUGGCUCCCGGUGGCCUGAGUUAACCCCAGAGCUGGUCAACAACAACACAGUCUGCAGCACCUACAUGAGGGAGAACAUCCUGGACCUGCUGGCCAGGAGAGGUCUAUUCAUCCCGGAGGAGCUGGCAGACUUGGAGCAGUUGCUGUGGAGGCUGGCUCAGGGUGGAGGGGUGAUGGCUUCAUCCCCACCCGUCCCUCAGUACCGCUCCCCCCGCGGCCUCGACCUCCACGGCCUCUUCAUCACCUUCUGUUUGGACCACAGCUUGCAGUACCUGCUGUACACCUACCUGGAGCACUACAGGUUGACACCCAGAAACUGUCCCCUCUUGACCAAUCAGAGCCUUUCUGAGAGCCAGCCCUGGUUUGAGAUGCUGGUGAAGAUCCAGGAGAUCACCAGAGACCUGUCAGAUCCAGGACUGGUCUUCCAGGCCAGUUUAACCAGUGCUCAGGUGCUGUUACCGGGCAGCCAGGCGUCUCUCAGCAGUCUGCUGUUGGAGGGACACAGUCUGCUGGCCCUGGCUGCCAUCAUGUUUGCUCCCGGAGGAAUCGACCAGGUGGUGGUUCAGGGUGAAAAGUCGGGCAGGUCAGAGAGGACGGUCGACCCCCAGGUCCUGAAGAUGGCGCUGGCCGCCCACCCCAAACUGAGGGCCGCCCUGUUUCCCGCCGGGCCCCGGGGACACAGCCCGUCCUCCGACAUCUCCGUCUACCACCUCCUGCAGUCGCUGCAGCCUCUGGACCCGUCCAGGCUGUUCGGCUGGCAGGCAGCAAACACCCUCAACUCCACCGAAACGUCCGAGCUGCCUCAUUUCUCCAGCCCUCACCUGGUCAACAGGUUCGCUCUGGUGGAGAACCUGGACUUCCUGUACUACCUGCGUCAUGGCCGACCAUCCUUUGCGUACGCCACCUUCCUCGUCCAGCAGCUGAGCGGCUGCAGUGACAUCACGCUGCUUGUGCAGCAGGCGUGGCAGCAGGCGUACCGGUUGGCCCUGCAGUGUUUUAACGUGCCGUCUGUGGCGGCGGCGACCGUCUGUUUCUCUGAGCUGCUGGGAGUCUGCAGCCUCAAGCUGAGGGUCGACAUCAGAGCCAUGAACGCCAUCCUACAGCACUGGAACCAGCACGACACACACACCGCUCCAACACAACAUCUACACACUCUGGUGUCUAAAGGUGUAAAGCUGGUGGAGGCAGAACCUGGAGCAGCGGAGGAGCUGAUUGGCUACCUGGAAGCUGCAGUGACAGACAGCCUGGAACAGAAGGGCAUCAGCAGGUCGUCCUACGAGGCGGCUCAGGAGUGGGCGUUGCCGGUUCAGUUCUGUCAGCUCCACAGUCUGAAGCUCAGCUCUGUUUACCCCGCCCACUGCACUGAUGACGGACAGUUCAUCCAUUUCCUGUUGUUUGUCCAGCUGCACAACUUCCCGCCCCAGCAGGUGAGGUCAUUAGCAGCUCAGUUUGGUCCCGCCCUGCAGGCCCACCUGAGUCUGGCGUUUCAGGACCUGCAGGUGUACAGUCAGAGGAGGUGGCUCUGUGGCUCCGAGGAGCAGUCAGGGUCCCUGAACACAGAGGAGGCCCCUGGGAGCCCGGAGCACCCCAGGGAGCUGUUCCAGGUCCUCUUGCAGAGUCAGGAUGAGGCGGCGCCCUGCGGGUACCUACUGCAGGAGGCGCUGGUGCAGCGCUGCCCAACGCUGGCUGUGAUGGCUGCCUGUCAACAGGGGGCGGAGCUGCUGCCGUGCCUCUGCGUGUGGAUGUUGACCUCCGUCGAUGAUGUCGCAGCUGGGGAAGCCACCUCCCACCUGGCCGAAGCCGCCCAGCACCAUGAGUGGACCCUGCAUGACCUGUCAAUCAUCUGGAGGACGCUGCUGGGGCGGGGCCACGUCAGGCCUCUCCUACGAGGCUUCGAGCUCUUCCAGAGGGACUGUCCUCUGGUGUUGGUGUUGAGGAUGUUUGAGUUGUGUUGUGACUUCAGGAACUUCUCUGAGGCCAAAGCGAAGCUGUUGGACUUCCAGAGGACGCUCAUCACUCUGAGAAAUGGAGGCCCAGCGCCCUCCGGUGGACUCCCCCUGCAGUGGGUGGAGAGCCAGGCCUCCGUGCUGCUCUUCACUAUGCUGCAGCGCUGCUCCUCCCAGUACGACCUCCACCGGCUGCUACAGCUGCUGGCCGACGUCGACAAACUCCUCAAAUCCAACGGUCCAGACUUCAGGAAGCUGAGUCAGCUCAGUCAGUUGCUGCAGGGGUCAGAGGUCAGCCUGUCUCCCAGGCUGCUGCAGUCCAGUUCUCCCUCCGUCCAGCAGGAGGAGUUCCAGGCUGCAGUGGAUGCUCUGCAGGCCAGGGGGCGCUACAGCCAGGCCAGGCAGGUCGCCCUGCUUGCCGACCUGCCCGUCCACCGUCUGCUGCUCAGCCAGCUUCUCCAGGAAGUAAACUCCCAGAAGUCCAAGCGGCAGUGGAGAAGGUUGGAGACCCGAGUUGGUCUCUGGAGGAAAUGUCACGAGCAGCUGAAGGCUGACGGCACUGAUCCAGAAUCAGCCUCCCAGUUCUUCCUGUCACAGGCUGAAACUGAGGCCGCAGACUCCUCGUCCGCGGCGGCGCCAGAGGCUCAGACCGAACUGCUGGACGUCCAGGAGUACUGCCUGCUGCUCUGCCUCGCCGCUCACUGGCUCUCCCUGCUCGGCCCGGCACCCGGUGACAAACUGGAGAGCCUGGAGGAAAAGCUGUGGAUCAGCCGGGUGCGACGACAAGUCCUCGGCGCCGCCAUGGAGAAGGAGAGCGUUUUCAACCUGCCGCCGCCCGCCAUCACGCCGGAAAUGAACACAUACGAAGUGCUCAUGAAGGAAUUCUCCUUCUCCAACAUAUCAGGCCUGAACACAGAGAAGUGUCUCAGUCUGGAGGGUCUGCCAGGUCCCUGUGAGGAGCAGGAGGAGCUGAACUUGGACUCGCUGCUGAGUUCAGAGGAGAGGAGCAUUCUGGCUGCACUCAUUGGUCAGUUAUUAGAUGAAGGCAGCAUCCACGAAGCCAGCCGGGUCUGCCGGUAUUUCUCGCUGUACCACCGGGACAUGUGGGUGGUGCUGCGCUGCCGAGGUCUGGCCUCUGGAGAACUGAACCCUGAACCACCAGAGGAGGCGUCAGAAGCUCUGCCAAAGAAGACUAUUGCCAGCUCUCCAUCACUCAGCAGCCUCUUGUCCUUCGUGAUGCUCCCCCUCCCUGAAGACGAGGUCGCUGUCCAGCUCCAGAAACUGGUGGAUCAGUGUCACCAUGGCAAAAACUACUGCAAACAAGUCCUCAGCCUCUACCAGCUCUCCAAGGAGCUGCAGUGUUCCUUCAGUGAGAUCUGCAGGGAGGAGCCCGGCUCGGUGCUGGAGAAGCUGCUGCUGUCGGAGCAGCCGGAGCGCUUCAGGAAGGCUCAGGCUUUCAUCAAAGCUCAGGGUCUCUCUGCAGACGCCGUGGCCGAGCUGGUGUCCUCUGCUGUGGUCCAGGCGCUGCUGGCCUCCACCCAGGAGCUGCAGCCCGCAGAGCGGCAGGUGUAUAGGCCGUCGGAGGGCCGGGACUCGCUGGUCCAGCUCAUCAAACUGUGUGACGAUCCGAACCUGGUGGGAGUCAAACUGCUGGAGAACCUCAACACUGUUCCACUGAGAGACCUGAACUGCAUUGUAGAGUUGCUGAUCGUGGCUCACGACUGCUUCAGUCUCACCUGUAACAUGGAGGGGAUCGUCAGAGUGCUCCAAGCCGCCCGUCACCUCAGCCACACCUACCUCGCCCCAGGAGAGCACUACAGCCUGCUGGUGCGUCUGCUGACGGGUAUCGGCAGGUAUAAUGAGAUGACGUACGUCUUCGACCUGCUGCAUCAGAACCAUCGCUUUGAGAUGCUGCUGAGGAAGAAGAUGGACACGGACAGAGGACAGAGCUCCAGCCUGAAGACGGCUCUGCUGGAUUACAUCAAGCGCUGCCUCCCGGCCGACAGCGAGAAACACAACAUGGUGGCGCUGUGCUUCAGCAUGAGGAGGGAGAUCGGAGAAAACCACGAGAUGGCCGCCAGGACGCAGCUGAAGAUCAUCGAGUCUGAGGCCUGGGUCGUCACUCCUGAUCUGAAGAGUUCACUUCUCAAAGUGUUGGGUCUGUUGAGGGACGCUGCAGAGAGCUUCUCCAAGGACUCGUGCGUGCGUCAGGCGAGCCGCUGUGUUCGGACGGCCAAGCUGGUCACUCUGCAGCUGCACUUCCUGAACCAGGGAUCAGACCUGCGCGUCAUCAACCUGCGGCCUGCCGAGCUGCUGAACGCCGUCACGUCGCUGCCACGCUGCUAUCAGGUGUUUGUGGUGUCGGAGGCGUACAGCUACAGUCCAGACUGGGCAGAGAUUUUGUACCAGAAGGUGAUCUUGAACGGAGACUUUGUUUACCUGGAGGAGCUCAAACGCCACCGCCCGCUGACCUCCUGCCUGUUUGAGGACAUUUUCAAGAAGCUGGACGGCGCUCCCAGCAGCGUCACUUCCAACGUGAAGCGCCUGUUGACGCACUGUGAUGAUGUGUACAGCCGCUAUAGGCUGGCUUACCAGCAGAAUCUGUAUGAUGUCACCAAGACGCUGCUGCAGGACGCCAAGACCUCCAGCUACCUGAACGACAGGCUGGCCAGCUGAUCAGCUGACGUCAUUCAGCCUCUUCAACAGAACCAAGAACUGAAAUACCGUCGAUGAACAACACUUAUUUAUAAAAAAAUACAAAAAGAAAAAUGUGUCUUUUCUAAAUCUUCUGUGGAGAUGAAUUAAAAUCAGGUAAUUCUCACAAAAUCACUGAAUAGAAUAUGUUUCUAUUAAUAAAUGACAAAGACAAAUAAUAAUUUA
Sebastes umbrosus (honeycomb rockfish) is the source of this 7617-nucleotide messenger RNA. It is a transcript of the gene spg11, whose product is annotated as SPG11 vesicle trafficking associated, spatacsin. The record is from RefSeq and is a predicted model, not a curated record. The transcript is spliced from 40 exons. Lineage: Eukaryota; Metazoa; Chordata; Actinopteri; Perciformes; Sebastidae. Gene Ontology annotation, cellular component: dendrite; axon; synapse. Bases 145 to 7413 code for a protein of 2422 amino acids. Gene Ontology annotation, biological process: axo-dendritic transport; chemical synaptic transmission; synaptic vesicle transport.